Vitis vinifera (wine grape) is the source of this 1366-nucleotide messenger RNA. RefSeq names its product ras-related protein Rab2BV-like. Gene Ontology annotation, molecular function: GTPase activity; GTP binding. NCBI's taxonomy places the organism in Eukaryota, Viridiplantae, Streptophyta, Magnoliopsida, Vitales, Vitaceae. Gene Ontology annotation, cellular component: endosome. Bases 225 to 878 code for a protein of 217 amino acids. The record is from RefSeq and is a predicted model, not a curated record. The transcript is spliced from 3 exons.
AGAAUAAAAGCCAUUUCUUCGGUUUUUUCGUUUCUCUCUCUUUCGGGGUGGUCUUCUUCUCCUUUCUCGCUCCGCUCAUAGUUCCUGCAAUUCUUCCGGCUUCCUGCUAUUCUUCCAGAACCUUCGGGAAAUCUCUGGGUUCAGGCGUCGAGGACUCGCAGCAGCGCUCUCUUCUCGAUCUGUACGCCUUCAAUUAGGGUUUGAGAGAUCGGAGAGGAGGAGUUAUGGCCAAUAGAGUGGAUCACGAGUACGAUUACCUUUUCAAGAUCGUUUUGAUCGGAGACUCUGGUGUUGGGAAAUCGAAUAUCUUGUCGAGGUUUACGAGGAAUGAGUUCUGCUUGGAAUCUAAGUCUACCAUUGGAGUUGAGUUCGCGACGCGGACUUUGCAGAUUGAUGGAAAGACAGUGAAGGCACAGAUAUGGGAUACGGCUGGUCAAGAGCGGUAUCGAGCUAUUACCAGUGCUUACUAUAGAGGAGCAGUUGGUGCACUUCUUGUUUAUGACAUAACUAAAAGGCAAACCUUUGACAAUGUACAGAGGUGGCUCCGUGAAUUGAGGGAUCAUGCUGACUCUAACAUUGUCAUCAUGAUGGCUGGAAACAAAUGUGACCUAAAACAUCUUAGAGCAGUCUCAGAAGAGGAUGGUCAGGGCUUGGCUGAGAGGGAAGAACUCUCAUUUCUUGAGACAUCAGCAUUGGAAGCAACCAACAUCGAGAAAGCUUUCCAAACCAUUUUGACAGAAAUUUACCAUAUCAUAAGCAAGAAGGCACUGGCAGCCCAGGAAGCGGCAGCCUCCACUGCACUCCCGGGCCAAGGAACCACUAUUAAUGUCAAUGAUGCAUCAGGGAAUCAGAACAAGAAAACUUGCUGUUCCACUUAGGGUGACAUUCGAGGGAGAGAAAACAAUCUGCGAGCAAUGAGACAUUUUUUUUGGGUGAGAAUCUUGUAGAAUAUUUUCUCCAUUGAGUUCUGAUAAGGAGGCUUGUGAAACUUAAAAACUAGAGUGUUGUUAGUAGCUUAGGAGGAUCACUUUCUUCUACGCACCAUUUCUUAUUAUGUUGCCUUAAUAGUGGAACUGACUGAUACCGAAGAAGUCACGUGGGAAACUGAACUGGGGGGGAAUAGUUUGGCAGUGGGCAGAGGAGGCAUCGCAAGUUUAGUGUUUCCUUUUUAGUUUUUGUUAGUUGGGUUGUCUUUUUUCUUUACUUGUAAUAAAAGCUCGUUACCUUUUUCACAUACCCUUCCAUGGCACGUUUCCUCUCUACACGUCUUGCACUCACUGAUGUAAAACCAAAAAGAUAUAAUGGUGAAGGAGCUUUCCAACCUGUAGAUUGAUCUGUACUAUUUAAUUGAUGGACCAUUUCCAAA